CUGAGGAGAGAGAGAGAGAGAGAGAUCGAACAUCACGACAAAAAUGGCCGGUCAACGAGUUGUUUAUCUUCUUCUUCUACUGAUCUUCGUCCUCAUAGAGCACGAAUGUUACGGUCAGAAGCAACAUCAGGAGGAUCCUUGUCAGACAAAAUCAAGAGUGGUCGGCGAUAUUGAAUAUUGCGAUCGUUAUUGGGAAUGCGUUAACGGUAGACCAGAAUUAUUUGAUUGCCCUAAUGGUCUCGUAUUCGCUGGAAAACAUAGGGGUGUAACAGAGGGUUGUGAUUAUCCAUGGAGAGCUAAUUACUGUGAUGGUAAACGCCAAGCUAAUCCACCAAUAUCAGCGGACCAUUGCGAUUGGCUUUAUGGUAUAUUUGGCCAUGAGACAUCUUGCACGAGAUAUUGGACUUGUUGGAAUGGCACUGCUACCGAACAAUUGUGUAUUGGUGGUCUACUUUAUAACGAAAGGGCACGGUCCUGCGAUUGGCCCGAGAAUGUCGAGGGUUGUCAAAAGCAUCCACUUUGUAAUGACGACGCUAACGGCAACGUACCAUUAGGAAAGUCUUGCAAUCGUUAUUGGCAAUGCCAAGGUGGUUAUCCACGUUUACAAAGAUGCCCAGCCAUGUUGGUGUUCGAUAGACGAUCAUUGAGAUGCGUCGUACCACCUACCGAGGAUUGUGACGUACCAACGACGCAACCCAGUUUGGAUGGGGAUUUGCAAGAUGGUAGAAUCGAGCAAGAACCCGAAGAAGAAAAUUUACCGCCUGGCGUACCGCCACUUCCGGCCGGUGCCCUACCAAUUCCCCUUCGAGCACGUCCUAGAAAUUAAUUUUAAAUCGUUCCGUUGUAUGGUUUGAAAGAAAAAACGAAAAAGAAAAAAGCAAAAAGGAUAUGGAUAAAAAAAGGAAAAAAAAAAAAAAGAAAGAACACACACGCACACACACACACACAAACGCAGAAAGACGGACACACGAAACAAAAGAACGAUGAAAGUUACACGCUUUUGAGAAUGAGCUUCCAAAUUGUAAUGUUUUCUUUUUUUUUCUUUUUUUCGUUUUUUCUUUUUCUUUUUUUUUUUUGUUUUCGUAUACUUAUUAUUUUCUCUUCCAUUACGUCGUAAAGCAUCGAAACAUUAGGGGUUGAAAUCAUUAUCAUAGAAUUAUUGAAAAAUAGUGAUUACUUUCGAGAGAAAUUGUAUCUCUCCCAUACGUUUCCAACCCAUCACCUCCCAGCCUCCCACCCCCUAUGGGCCCUCUUUACCACGGUUUUUGUUUUUAUUUUAUUUUAAUUUUUUUCUUUAAUGUUCUCGGUCCGCAAGUAAACGAAACUUAUAUAUUACCUUCGGUAAUAGCGUAAGCAUAAUUGAGCGUUAGAUCGUUAAGUUUCUUCCUUUCUAUCUUUCCUUGUUUUUCGUAUUAUUUUUCUCUUCUUGUUUUUUUUUUCUUCCUUGUUUUUCUUACUUUCUUUUUUUUGUUUUUUUGUUUUUUUACAAACACAAAACCCACCCCUCAUCAUUCGCUCCCUCGUUCAUCCCUUGGUGAAGAUGUGUAAAUAUUUCUCCUUUUAGCCAUUUCUCUACUAUUAUUAUCUGCCCUUCGCCUCCUCCUCCUUCCUACUCACCCUCCCCCCCCCUCCCACCCACACAUCACCAUUUUCUUAAUCGUAUUAAAAAUGUUCAAACGCAAUUACACCUGCUCGAUGUAGAAUAUACAUGAAAUAAACUGUAUAUUGUAUAUUUUUUUUAGACGCCGCUAAACGUUUCAUUCCACGAUUUUCCCAGUACCUAAAUAUAUAUAUAUAUAUAUAUAUAUUUUUUUUUUUUUUUUUUUUUUCAAAAAAGUAUAACAAAAUUAUACUACGGUAGUUCGAUUAAAAAUAAACUAUGUGUUCGUAUAGUUACGAACGUUAUCGAACAAUUGUCAAGGCAAAUGUAUUACGGCCUUUCAUUUUUCUUUUUUUUUUUUGUUUUCUUUUUUGUCGAUAUUGCUCGUAACAAUAAUACGUAAAUACGUUGUAAUAUUGUGUGUAUGGUAUGAAUGUAAUAUAUUCUCGACCUCAGAGACCUUGAAGUAGGAUAUCGAGAAAUAUUUUUUCCAAGUAUUAAUAUCUAUUACUAUUACUAUUAUUAUUAUUAUUAUUAUUUUUAUUAUUAUUAUUAUUAUUAUUAUUAUUAUUAUUAUUAUUAUUAGUUCAUUUAUAUUUUAACACGCAAAGGAUAUAAGAAAUUGUGAUUGUAUUGGUGUGAUUGGUUCAAUGACAAUUAUGACAAAUUAUUAUGACAAUUAUCAUAAUCGUACGUUGAUAUAACCCUUAAUAGAUUUUUAUUUCAAUUUGUCAAUCAUUAAAUAGAAAAUAUUACAGAUAAUUUUUAUAACGAAUAUUGAUACAUCUAUAUUUAUAGACCAAUACGAUGAACGGCCAUAUUUCAUCGAUAUAUUUUAUUUUGCCCCCAUCAAAGAUAGAUAUUAGAUUUUUCAUCCGUUGUAAUUAUUUACAUCGUAGUUGUAACUAUGACGUAAGACGUUCACAUUCUUCUUCUUCUUCUUCUUCUUAUUAUUAUUAUUAUUAUUAUUCGUCUUCUUCUUCAUGUACAGUGUGUCAUGUUUCUUA
Messenger RNA from Vespa crabro (European hornet), 2607 nucleotides. Its product is annotated as protein obstructor-E-like. Gene Ontology annotation, molecular function: chitin binding. NCBI's taxonomy places the organism in Eukaryota, Metazoa, Arthropoda, Insecta, Hymenoptera, Vespidae. The transcript is spliced from 4 exons. The coding region runs from base 44 to 826 and encodes 260 amino acids. The record is from RefSeq and is a predicted model, not a curated record. Gene Ontology annotation, cellular component: extracellular region.